AUGUACUCUUCUGCGUCAGGACACGCGCCCUGGCAGUCUUCAAAUUCUUACGCGACGAUGAACAGCCAAAAUGCUUACAUCCCAGUUCCUGCUCGGCAGACUUUUGGUCAUCAAUCUAAUCUUCCUCCUCCACCAUUCUAUGUUCCACCUCCUUUGAAUUCGAAUUCCCAUCAAUACCUUCCACCACCGGCGGCUAGUCUGUCCACCACGUCCACAACUCCUUCAGCGCCACCAAAGAAGAAAAUAACUUGGUCCCCAGCAGUCCGUGAUUAUGUCAAUCGCUCGUUUGCUCAAGAAAACUCCAUUGUCGGUAUUACCAAGGAGCAAAUUGAAUCGAGAUUGAAAGAAGUAAUAACCGAGGCAACCCAGCAUGGGAAACUCGAGACUACCAAUUGGGUAGAAUUACCCCUACCACAACAGAUGCUUCAGGAGGAGCGAACACGUGCCCUGCUUGCCCCCAUGUCCCCAUCUUACGUUCCCCCACCAGCAAACAUGGACGGUGCGGUCAUGUCUUAUUACCAACAAUCUCGCACUGACGGACCUCGUAAACGGAAGUCGACCGAAAUGGACGAAGUGACUGCGAUUCCUCCUUGGAGGGCAAAUACCCAACCCGUUGGAUCACUGGCAGAUCGAAUCUCUUUUGCCCCCAAUGAGAAACGGCCAAAGCUUGAUAUGAGCAAAUCCGUAAGUAAAUCGAAUGCGAAUCUAGAGUCCCGGAAGAAAAGAUUUGAAGACUCCUUGGGAGGAUCGAAUUCUCCACGCACCCAAGAGUCAUCACGAGGUGCUUCGCCGGAACCCAUUGGACCCAUUAUCGGGCGAUCCCAGAAGUUGGAAAAGAAUUAUUUCCGGCUAACAUCAGCCCCCAAUCCUGACGAUGUCCGACCACUGGAGGUGUUAAGGAAGACACUCGAACUUCUCAAGCAAAAAUGGCGUCUUGCUCCCAACUAUGUUUAUAUCUGCGACCAGUUCAAAUCCCUCCGACAAGAUCUGACCGUGCAACACAUCAAGAAUGAUUUUACGACGAACGUGUACGAGUAUCACGCCCGAAUUGCGCUGGAGAAGGGUGACCUGGGUGAGUAUAACCAGUGUCAAACGCAACUGAAAGGUCUGUACAAACAGAAUCUUGGCGGUCACCCUGUGGAAUUCACAGCAUAUCGUAUUCUCUACUUUAUCCAUACGUGCAACCGGACUGACAUGAAUGAUGUACUUUCCGAUCUAACCGAAGCAGACAAAACGGAACCAUCAAUCAAGCAUGCACUCGAAGUGCGAUCGGCUCUGGCAUUGGGCAACUACCACAAGUUAUUCAAACUGUACCAUAGUGUUCCCGAUAUGGGGGGUUACUUGAUGGACAUGUUCGUAGCACGGGAACGUAUUGCGGCACUUGCUUGCAUGUGCAAAUCGUAUAAACCAGACGUGCGCCUACGCUUGGUAACUGAAGAGCUUGGAUUUGAUUCGGAUGAAGAAGCGUGCCAAUUCAUUUUAGAGCACGUCCCCGAUGAAUCACCUAGCUUGUUGGAAGAACGCGAUGGUGAUGUGCGUUUUCUGACUGGCAAGUCCGAGAAGAGGGUUGUCAUUGCAGCAUUGGUCAGGGGGGGCGAGAAACAAAAGGAAGCAGCCGCGGCAGCCAAACCCUCAACUCUCUCCAUCGCUCCUAAAACCAUUCAAGCCUUACCACCCAAGAAAGUCAUCAAGGCCCUUUACGACUACGAGCCACAGAACAAAAAUGGACAAGAGCUGGCUUUUCUUAAGGGUGAUUUCUUCCACGUCUUAAGUCGCGAGGACGAUACCGAAUGGUACGAAGCGUGCAACCCCUUGAUUCCAACUGCCCGAGGUCUUGUACCCGUCGCUUUUUUCGAAACUGUCGGCAAACAACAAAGACAAAGUGGGAAUUCCUUAUCGUCUCCGGGAGAGAAACCCGACGGUCAUGAUUCCGGCUUUUCGGAAAAAGGCUCGAGUAAUUCCACACAUACCAGAUCCGAGUCCACAGCUACCACCCGACCACCAACACAUACCCGAGGCCAGAGCAUGGCGGGAAGAACCACUGGCGCCAUGGUUUACGGCGUUGUACAAUAUGAUUUCAACGCGGAGAGAGCGGACGAACUAGAGGCAAAGGCUGGAGAGGCAAUUAUCGUGGUCGCGCAGUCCAACCCGGAAUGGUUUGUGGCCAAACCGAUUGGACGGUUAGGAGGACCUGGAUUGAUCCCGGUGUCUUUUGUCGAUAUUAAGGAUACGGCUACAAUGCAAUCAGUCCCAGAUCCAUUGGAAGCGGUGCGCAAGGCUGGCGUGCCCCGAGUGGAGGAGUGGAAGAAGUUCGCGGCCGAAUAUAAAAACAGCAGUAUCAGCUUGGGCAAAUUUGAUAAUGGACAACCAGCGAAUCAGAUGACCUUGGAGAUGGCGCGGAUGAGUUUACAGAAUGGUGGAUCGGAAGCGUCUCUGGCGAGUAACAAUUAUGAACAGUCCCAAUCAAUGCGACAGUCUCAGCAACAAUCAGGCAUGCCCUUGGCACCGAUCAGUGCGCAUGUUCCUCGAUAUUGCUUUGACAACGAUAUGUAUUGGUAUAUCAUCGAGUGUCAGAUGGAGGAUGGGCGAUGGUGGGAAUUAUCACGAUAUUAUGCCGACUUUUAUGACUUUCAGAUUGCCCUGCUCGAACAAUUCCCCGAGGAAGCUGGCAAUGUCAAGGGAAAACCUCGAACUCUACCGUUCAUGCCAGGUCCUGUAGCCCACGUCACGGAUGCUAUCUCGAAUGGGCGACGCCAGAAUCUGGAUGAGUAUAUGAAGAAUAUUGUAGGGAUGCCACCACACAUCUCCAAGAGUAUGUUGGUAAGAAAUCUCUUCAAACCCAAACCUGGUCAGGACUUUGAAAUAGACCCCAGCGCGUUGGGAGAGGACUACCGAUUAUCGGGCGGAUCACAACAAUCACAGUCCAUGCAACCCGUCUCUCGAGUCACGUCCAAUCAAAUACCAGGAAGUGCCUAUGGUGGAAUGCCACCACCGUCGGGACGCAUGUCUCAGCAACAACGACAAAUGCCCAUGUCAGCAGGAAUGGGCAUGGAUCGACCUCCCUUCCUCCACUCACAAGCAAGCAACCUAACCCAGGCCUCGACGUCAUCAAGCAUGAAGGCUAAUAACGCCGGCAGUGGCGGAAUGAAAGUCAAGGUUUUCUUUCAAGAUGAUAUCAUCGCGAUCCGCGUCCCAACAGAGAUCUCCUUUGGCGCGCUGAAGGAGAGACUAAUGGAACGGCUCAAGGUCAAUGAGAAUAUCCUGGUACAGUAUAAAGAUGAGUCGACAAAUAGCUAUAUCGACCUUGAAAACGACGACAAUCUGGACGUGGCGCUGCAGCGGAAUCCAAAGCUGACGCUGUAUGUGGCUUUCAACACAGGGUGA
Molecule: messenger RNA, 3384 nt
Organism: Exophiala bonariae
Lineage: Eukaryota; Fungi; Ascomycota; Eurotiomycetes; Chaetothyriales; Herpotrichiellaceae
Exons: 5
Coding region: 1-3384 (1127 amino acids)
Cellular component (GO): nucleus
Molecular function (GO): phosphatidylinositol binding; protein binding
Source: RefSeq, a predicted model, not a curated record